This is a messenger RNA of Dunckerocampus dactyliophorus (ringed pipefish), 4543 nucleotides long. RefSeq names its product nidogen-1-like. Gene Ontology annotation, biological process: cell-matrix adhesion. The transcript has 19 exons. Gene Ontology annotation, molecular function: calcium ion binding. The coding region runs from base 164 to 4279 and encodes 1371 amino acids. NCBI's taxonomy places the organism in Eukaryota, Metazoa, Chordata, Actinopteri, Syngnathiformes, Syngnathidae. The record is from RefSeq and is a predicted model, not a curated record.
AUUGCACACCAGCUUUGGUUUUGAAAAAAUGCCAACCGGAAGUGGGUACACGGUUAUGUGACCCCGCCCCCUCCCAAGGUGAAGUCCGUACUGCGCGCUCCAUUCAUCCGUCGUCCCCCCCUUCCCAGUGACUCCGAUUUGAUUGUAGUCCAGCAACGCGAAGAUGUACCGGUUCCGGUUCUGCUUGUGGUCUUGGUCGUGUGUGCUGAGCCUGAGCCUCCUGAGCAGGGCUCUAGAACUGGACCAGCUGUUCCCCUUUGGAGAAGAAGCAGGAGACCAGCAGUUGAAAUCCGGUUCUGACUCCACCGCCGAACUUUUCCUCAAUGGAUCACUGCUGCUGUUCAGCGAGAACUUCCACAAAGUUUAUAUCAACACCAAUGGAUUUCUGUCAGUGGUGCAGCCUCCGGCAGAGAAGUGGUACCUGGGCAAGAUGCCCGCUUCUUUCAAGAUGGUGGCUGCGCUCCUUGGAGACCUGGACACCAGUGAUGGGCGAGGUAGGGUCUACUUCCGAGAGGACACGGACUCUGCCGUGCUGAGUCGAGCGACGGCGCACGUCAAGAAGGCUUUCCUGGUGGAUGACGGAGUAGAACCAUCCAGCAUACUGGUGGUCACCUGGGAGAACAUGGCUGCCGCUGGGACGUCUGAUAGAGGGGACGGCUGGGACGUGGAGAGAAACACCUUCCAGUUGGUUGUAGUCUUCAUGCCUUCCUCCACCUGCGCCAUCCUGCUGUACCCUGCAAGCGGCCUGCAGUUCCUCUCCACCUCAGUAGCGGGCCACAAGCACCCCCUGGAGGCCGGCUUCAAUGAAGGCGCGCUGCGGGGAUGGUUUUUCAACAAGCAAGGGGUCUACUUCCGCACCACCAAUGACAACGAGACCUCCAUCAUGGAGCUGGCAGAGAAGACCAAUGCGGCACAGCUGGGAGUUUGGGUGUAUGAGAUUGGAGCGACGCCCAAAUUUGUUGACAUCACACCAGGAAACGCCACCAGCCUUCCUGUGGCGAUGUUGCCAAAGCAACAAGAGGACGUGUCAACGCAUGUAAGGCAGCUAGCCACAGCCACAGUGAUGGAAGGACCGGACAUGUUGACGACUCAGACUCCAGUACACAACCAAACCACUCGCCCGAAGCCUAAGAGCACAGUAGUUGUGUCCUACAUGGACGCUCAAGAACCAGAACAGCUGGUGACACAGUAUCCCCAAUCUGAGACCAACGGAACAUCAACACACAAUCACUCUGACUGGGACCAGCAAACACACUACAACCAAUCUGAGCUAGCAUACCAUGAAAGACCAGAACAACCGGCGCCAAGACCCACUGAACAACCUUCAAGAUAUCCUGAACAUCCGGAUCAUCCCAAAAAGAGAUACCCUGACCACAACCAACCUGAGUCAUCAUACCAGGAAGAACCAAGCCAACCCGAGCCAAGACAUCCUGACGAACCUGAGUCAACAAACCAUGAAAAAACAGAAGUAGCCAAAAAGAGUCACAAACAACCAGAUCAACCUGGCUCAACAUACCCUGACCAACUGGAGUCAAGACACCGGGAACAAUUUGAGUCAACAUACCACGAAAAAACAGAACACCCAAAUCCGAGAUACCACGAACAACCAGAGACAAGAUCCCAUGAAGAACCUGACCAACCAGAACAGAAAAACCCGCACCACCCUGAUCAGAACUACUCAGAUCAUCCUGAUCAGACAUACCGAGAUAAACCUGAACCAAGAUACCCUCACCAGCCAUCCGCACCUGAGACGAGACACUCUCCAGUCCAUGAUCCAAUAAAAGCUCACUACACAAACCUAAAGCAGCCGCAGAUUGUGGUUGUAGAUGAAGAUGACGAUCUGGAUGUGAAUGUCUUUGCCUACAAUUUGGACACGUGUGAACACAACAGACACAAAUGUUCUGCCUUUGCUGACUGUCGGGACCACCCUGACGGCUACUGUUGCCACUGCAGGCCUGGGUUCUACGGCAGUGGGCGGGAGUGCGUGGCAGAGGGCAAAGCUCAAAGAAUGAACGGUAAAGUCCUGGGACGUGUGUCUGUCGGGUUCUCCGAAACAGAACUCAACAGCGACUUGCACUCGUAUGUCAUGGCCAACGACGGGCGAGCGUAUGUGGCUGUAAGCAACAUCCCAGAUAGCUUAGGCCCCUCCCUGUUGCCGCUGUCAACACUGGGAGGAGUCAUCGGCUGGGCCUUCGCACUGGAGCAACCAGGAUUCCACAACGGCUUCCGGCUCAUUGGCGGCGUCUUUUCCUGCCACGUUGAGGUCGUUUUCCAGCCCGGGAACGAGCGUCUGAGCAUCAAGCAGGAAUUUCACGGCAUCGACGAACACGAGCACCUUGUGGUCAGCACCCGACUGGAGGGACGCCUUCCUGCCGUUGAGCUGGGCUCCACAGUCCACAUCAGCCCCUACAAAGACAUCUAUUACCACCACAAUAACCUGGUUACGUUGUCCUCCCAGCGCGACUACACCAUCACCUCACCAGAUGGCGACGUCCACACCAGAAGCUACGAGUUGCGUCAGACCAUCACAUUCCAGGGUUGCCCUCAUGACCGGGCCAGCAAAAUGGCGCCAUCCAGCCAACAGCUGACCGUGGACCAGAUCUUUGUGAUGUUUGACUCUGGUCACAAUCUGACACGCUGCGCUACCAGCAACAAGAUUGGCUCCGUCCACACUCUACUUCCAGAACACAAUCCUUGCUUGACGGGAAGACACGGCUGUGACGUCAACGCCAUGUGCCGAGCGGGACCGCAGCUCCACUUCACCUGCGAAUGCGCUUCGGGAUUUGUCGGAGAUGGACGCCAGUGUCAGGAUGUAGACGAGUGUCUGGAAACGUUGGGCGUGUGCGGAGAGAAGGCUGUCUGCAUCAAUCUUCCCGGAAGUUUCCGCUGCGAAUGCGUGUCCGGCUUCGUCUUUGCCGUUGAUGGGAAAACGUGCGUUGAUGUGGAUGAGUGUGAGACCGAACGCUGCCACAAGAAUGCUGUCUGCUCUAACACGCUGGGCUCCUUCCGCUGCCACUGUCACCAUGGUUACCACGGGGACGGUGUCCACUGUCGCCCCGCCUCCUCAGAACGUGAGAAGAGCGCGUGUGAAAGGGAGCGUGAGAGCGCCAUGGCGGCCUCAUCUGCUUCCGGCUUCUUCUCCUUCCUGAGGCGGCGUCCCGCGGCAGCGCUGGCUCCUCAGUGCGAGGAAGACGGCUCGUACAGCUCCACGCAGUGUCACCAGAGCGUGGGACAGUGUUGGUGUGUGGACGCCAGUGGCCGGGAGAUUACCAACACUCGCACCACACACGACAGCGCCCCCUUGUGCAUCCAACGUGCCGUCACUCCCACUCCCAUUGGACCGACCCCACGACCCGAUGUCCACCCCGUGACCGCUGGGACGGACGUACUGUUUGCACAGAGUGGGAAGAUUGAGCUCCUUCCUCUGGACCAAUAUGGGAUGAAGAAGGACGAUGCCAAAGUUCUGCUGCACGUCCCCGAUCGCGUGGUCAUCGCAUUGGCGUUUGACUGUUUGGGCCAGAGCGUCUACUGGACUGACAUCACAGCGCCCGCCAUCAGCAAGGCUCGUCUCGGUGGAGGAGACGUUGUCCCUGUGGUCACUGAAGACCUGCAGAGUCCUGAAGGACUCGCCAUCGACCAUGUGGCCCGCCUCCUCUUCUGGACCGACUCCGUGAGGGACACGGUGGAAGUUUCCAAACUGGACGGCAGCCAGCGCAGAGUUCUCUUUGACACGGACCUCGUCAACCCCCGCGCCAUCGUCACCAACCCCGCAUACGGGCAGCUGUUCUGGUCAGACUGGGACAGAGACGGUCCAAAGAUUGAGAUGUCCAACAUGGACGGGUCGGAGAGGACAGUGGUGGUCCAAGACGAACUCGGUCUUCCAAACGCGCUGACCUUUGAUUGCGACACCCAGCAGCUGUGUUGGGCGGACGCAGGGAGUCGUAAGGUGGAGUGUUUGGACCUGGCUCACAGACAGCGGCGUCAGAUGGUGGACAAGAUCCAGUAUCCUUUUGCUGCAGUAUCUGUAGGGAGGACGCUCUACUACACCGACUGGAGGAGGGAGGCUGUGGUCGCUGUCGACCUUCACUCGGGAAAAGAAAUUGAUGACUUUCUACCGCAGAAACGUUCUCGACUCUACGGCAUCACCACGACCACGACGCAAUGUCCACAAGUGUACAACGUGUGCGCCAACAAUGGCGGCUGCUCUCACCUCUGUUUGCCGCGCCUUGGCGGCUUCACGUGCCGCUGCCCAGACGCCGGCUGUGCAGCGGCAAAGUAAAAAAUUGUUAUUUCUACAUUUGUAGAACAAAGUUGAAAAAUAUUUAACUUUUUACACUGUGAUGAACAAUCGAACACUUUUUUUAUUCAAAUCUUUGAUUUCUUGUAAAAUGGUUAAUAAAUGCUUACACUUUUAUAAUGUGUAUAUUAUAAUUAUUAUUGAUGAUGUUAUGGAAUGGUGCUAAUGAUGACCUCUUUCCAAGAUGAUGAUGAUGAUGAAGAGUUGCCUCCUGCCAGGGUUUUUUUCAUUUCUAGUAAAAUAUAA